Knipowitschia caucasica is the source of this 363-nucleotide messenger RNA. NCBI's taxonomy places the organism in Eukaryota, Metazoa, Chordata, Actinopteri, Gobiiformes, Gobiidae. The record is from the annotation of a GenBank genome assembly.
AUGCUCCUCACCAUGUGUCUUAUCUCCCCUGCUCUUCUCCCUAUACACCACCACUGCACCUCCAGCCACUACUCCGUGAAGCUGAUCAAUUCUAAACGCACCAUCAUCGAGUCCAUCCUCACCACCCUCCAUCACCGAGUCAGGUUCGCUGGAGCCACAGUCAGGGACAAACAGAGACUACAGCGCAUUGUGCGCUCUGCAGAGGAAGUGAUCGGCCGCAGCCUUCCAUCGAUGCAGGACCUGUACGUCGCCCGAGCUCGAGCCGGCUGGGCUUCAUCUCAGCCGACUCCUCUCGACCUGCACAUGGGACUAUUCCAGACCUACAUUCCCCUCGGCAGAGAGACUGCGUACCAUCAGGACUAG